Messenger RNA from Pleurotus ostreatus (oyster mushroom), 345 nucleotides. RefSeq lists its product as uncharacterized. The record is from RefSeq and is a predicted model, not a curated record. NCBI's taxonomy places the organism in Eukaryota, Fungi, Basidiomycota, Agaricomycetes, Agaricales, Pleurotaceae. The transcript is spliced from 6 exons. Bases 1 to 345 code for a protein of 114 amino acids.
AUGACAUGGCAUCUAUCGCAUCAUUCGAAGUUGGGCUUGCUACAGACCGUCCUGGCCAUCAUUGACUUGAUAUUCUUCCUCGUGGAUCCGUCGGGAACGCAUCUUAUCUUCAAUUGGAUUCUCUCCAAGCUAUAUUCAAACGCUAUCUUGUCAAGUCUCAACUCAAGGUCCGGCUGGAAGUUUGGAAGCUCUGAUGAUGGACAGCGGUCAACGGUGUUACCAUCUCGGCCAGGCCAUCCUCCGGUUGUCCAAGUCUUCCGACAGGAGGAAUUAGAGCUCAGCGUUAUCCCAGGGCGUAAGGAAGAUUUAUACCCUUCUUCUGAAAGAAGUUCAGACCAUAUGUGA